This is a messenger RNA of Closterium sp. NIES-67, 1082 nucleotides long. NCBI's taxonomy places the organism in Eukaryota, Viridiplantae, Streptophyta, Zygnematophyceae, Desmidiales, Closteriaceae. The record is from the annotation of a GenBank genome assembly.
ACUCUCUGCUCCCUCUCCCCCUCGCCCGCUCCUCUCUGCUGCGCCCCUCGCUGCUGGCUGCUCCAUUUUCACUAGCUCUGCUUCGCCUUUCUCCCUCUCCUCCCUCGAGCUCCGCCUUGAGCCUUUCUCUUACCUCAUCCCUAAUUAGACUUACCCGGUCUCCCGCGGAUUCAGCUGCGGUCCGGCAAAAUGUUGGUCCCUAAAAAGAACCGUCUGUUGGUAUACAAGUACCUCUUCAAUGAGGGAGUUCUCUUCGCCGAGAAGGACUUCAACCUGCCCAAGCACCCCGAGCUCGAGGUCCCCAACCUGCAAGUGAUCAAGCUGAUGCAGAGUUUCAAGUCCAAGGGCUUCGUGCGCGAGACGUUCGCGUGGCGGCACUACUACUGGUACCUCACCAACGAGGGCAUCGAGCACCUGCGCGAGUACCUCAACCUCCCCUCCGAGAUCGUCCCCGCCACCCUCAAAAAGUCCUCCCGCCCGCCCGGCCGCCCCAUGGGCGUCGCUGGCGACCGCCCUCCCCGCCGUUUCGAGGGCGGUCGGGGCUAUGGUGACCGUGAGGGGUACCGUGGGUACGGUGCUGGUGGCGACGACAAGGCCGGGGCUCCCGGCACCUACAGGCCAGCCUACAGGGAGGGUGGUGGCCGUGGUGGCUUUGGCCGUGGAGCUGGCGGGUACGGUGGUGGGGACUAUGGCAGCGCUCCCGGCGCUCCUGGCGCCCCUCCCGCUGUGUAAAUGAGGUGUGGGCAGGGGGCUCUUGGGCCAAGCUUGAAGUGAAAUCACUGCUCAAGGCUGGUUGUCUACAGUGCACAGCUGAAGAAAUAGAUGCCUUUGUAUGGCCGUACCUACUCCUGCUCAGCUAUUGUGGAAGGGGAGAGUGUCACACGCCCCUGUAUGUGGUAGGAUGAGGAUGGGCUCCAAGUGCUGCCAUUAUGCUUGUGAAAGUUUUGAGGCUAAUGAUCUGCAUUUCAAAUUGUUCCAAGUAGCAAACAAAUGGAGUUUCGGCCUGAAGUGAGGCAUCAUAGGGUUAGUGAAUCAUGACAUUUCGUUUGGAGUAAUUUCUACGUAGAAGGUUUGAACUCUUA